Molecule: messenger RNA, 2651 nt
Organism: Helicoverpa zea (corn earworm)
Lineage: Eukaryota; Metazoa; Arthropoda; Insecta; Lepidoptera; Noctuidae
Gene: Tpr2
Product: dnaJ homolog subfamily C member 7
Exons: 8
Coding region: 121-1605 (494 amino acids)
Molecular function (GO): protein binding
Source: RefSeq, a predicted model, not a curated record
GUUAUCGGGAUUAAAGCCUGGCAACCUUGUGCAGUUCUUUUGUGGAUUCGUCGUCAAAAUAAAGAGGGCUAAAAUUCUUGAAUAAUUGGAUUUUACUUGAAAAAUUACAAAACAUAUAAAAUGGCAGACUCAGAUGUAGUGGACUUGGAUUUAACAAUCGAUAAUUUAGUUCCGAAGAGUCCCGAAAGGGUGGCUGAAGAAAAGAAGGAAAGUGGUAAUCAUUUGUACAAAUUCAAAAAUUACAAGGGAGCCCUGGCUAUGUACGAUGAAGCUAUACAACUGUGCCCGGAGAAUGCAGCAUACUACGGCAACAGGUCUGCAUGCUACAUGAUGCUGGGCAUGUACAAGAAAGCCCUCGAUGAUGCUGUGAAAGCAGUCACUCUGGAUUCUACAUUUACAAAGGGUUAUAUCCGCAUGGCCAAAUGUUGCAUCGCAUUGGGAGACCUGUCGGGCGGCGAGCAGGCGGUCCGGCGAGCCAUCGAGCUGGGCGGCGCCGAGUGCGCGUCCAGCGAGCGGCGCGCGCUGGAGACGCUGCGCAAGCUGCACGAGGACGCUCAGCGCGCCAUGGAGGCCAACGACUACCGUCGCGUGGUCUUCUGCAUGGACCGCUGUCUGGACUACAGUCCCUCUUGCACUAAGGCGAAGCUCACAAAAGCAGAAUGUUUAGCAAUGCUUGGGCGCUGUCAAGAGGCUCAAGAAAUUGCAAACGAUUCGUUAAGAUUCGACAGUUUUGAUACUGAGGCUAUUUACGUGCGCGGACUCUGCCUUUAUUUCGAGGAUAAAGAUGAACAAGCAUUCAAGCAUUUCCAACAAGUUUUAAGACUUGCUCCAGAUCAUAAGAAGGCUAUGGAAACUUACAAAAAGGCGAAACUGCUCAAGCAAAAGAAAGAGGAAGGUAAUGAGGCAUUCAAAAUGGGCAGAUGGCAGCAAGCUUUGAGCCUGUAUAAUGAAGCUUUGACUAUUGACAAAAACAAUAAAAUUGUCAAUGCCAAGCUGUACUUCAACAAAGCCACAGUUUGUGCUAAACUGAACCAGAUUAAAGAAGCUGCUGAGGCUUGCACAGCUGCCCUUGAAUUAGACGAAAACUACGUGAAAGCUCUCCUUCGACGUGCUAAAUGUUACACUGAACUCGGCGAAUUUGAAGAGGCUGUCAAAGAUUACGAAAAACUGUAUAAGAUUGAUAAGAGCAAGGAAAACAAGCAACUGUUGCAUGAAGCGAAAAUAGCUCUUAAGAAAUCGAAACGCAAAGAUUACUACAAAAUACUUGGCAUUGAUAAGAGUGCAUCUGAAGAUGAAAUCAAAAAAGCUUACAGGAAGCGUGCCCUGGUGCACCACCCGGACCGCCACGCGGGCGCGCCGGACACGGAGCGGCGCGAGCAGGAGCGGCGCUUCAAGGAGGUGGGCGAGGCCUACGGCGUGCUCAGCGACCCCAAGAAGCGCGCGCGCUACGACCACGGCCAGGACCUCGACGACGACGGCUCCGGCAUGGCAGAUAUUGACCCUAACGUCGUAUACCAGACUUUCUUCAACCGCGGUGGCCAGCAUUUCGAUUUUCAUUCAGGCGGUGGGUUCCCGGGAACUGCUUUCAGCUUUCAAUUUGGUUAAUUUCGUUAUUUCCGUUUCAUAAAACAAUUUUGACAAUCAACAAAUGUUAUGCAUAAAUUAAUAAAUUUGUAUGUGUACUUUAUAGAAUUAAAAAAGUAUAGUUCUAGCUGAACACAUAUACAUCAUUCCACAUUAAAAAUGUAAAUGUUUCUGAAAGAGUGAUUGAUUUUUGGCAAAAAAUUUGGUUUUAUUUUUUCCUUUAUAUGAACAGAUAAAAGGAGUGCUCUGUUUAAAUACUUAUGUGACUGCCAUACAAUAUCACGACAAACUGUGAACAAGUAUGUUGUCGGGCACAUUGAACUUGUAACAAUUGUACAUUAAUGGUGUUGCGUUCAGAACUCUAUAUAGUACCUAAUUAUUAUAAUAAUGACUGAUUUGGUUAAGUGAUUUUUUGAUUGUUAGCCCCACAAGCCUAGUUGUGUGAACAUGCUUUAUGUAAUUUAAUAAUAAAACUAGAAAAUAACUAACUACCUCGGGAUUUUUAAUGUAAUGCCCCUGUCUGCCCGAAGGUUGUUCAAUAAAUGAAAGGAAAAAUACGAAAAUCUUUCAAAAAAUGUAUAAUAACUAAAACAUUUAUCAGGUUAAAAAUACCCUGCCAAACAAUAGAAUUGAUAGCUGAUUUAUUUUAAUUCGAAUUUUAAUGUUGUGUCCUGGAUGAGCAGAACAGAGUCCAUUCUCUUUCAUCUUCUUUGAGUCGGAAAUACAUGAUUGUUAUAUUUUAUGUAUGUGUAAGUAGAUACAAGAAUUUCAAGUUGCUGUUUGCAAAAUGAAAGUAAUCUGAACAUAUUUACUCUAUCUGUAUAUAACAAAGAAAAUAAUGCGUGAAAAUGUAAACUAAGAAUGUAUUUUGUUUAAUCCCUUGUUUAAGAUUGGGUAUUGUGUUCAAUCAUCAAGUAGAAUUAAAUAAUCUAGUUAUACCUAGCUUAUAACUGAUCAAGUUUCAAAAAUAAAUAGUUUUAAAUCAAGAACUUUCACAGUAGUUUUAAUGUUAUACAUGAAUGGAACUCAAUUACUUAUUGCAUGGAAAUAAAUGAUUCCUAACUGGA